Molecule: messenger RNA, 8841 nt
Organism: Podarcis lilfordi (Lilford's wall lizard)
Lineage: Eukaryota; Metazoa; Chordata; Lepidosauria; Squamata; Lacertidae
Source: the annotation of a GenBank genome assembly
UCCACGCGAGCGUUCCAAGCGGAAACCGGAAGCGUGCGGAGAAAGCGAGAGCGUGCGCGUGCUUGUGCGUGCGCGCGCUUGCUUGCUUGCUCUAUUCCCUCCUGCAGCUGCCUUGUUGGGGAGACCUGCUUGGAAAGGUGAGGAAAGGGUGCAAGGAGUAAGGGAGGGAAGGAAGGAAGGAAGGGGGCGCAGGGUGGGGUGCAAAAAGAGGGGUGCGUGCAGAGAUGUGGGGCAGGGCAGGUUUCUGGGUGCGGGUGCAGAAGGAAUAACGGGGGGUGCAGCAAGGGACCUCAUCAUAUUUGCAACAUGCGUUGCUCAUUAACGUGCUUGCAAGGAACCGAUGUCCUUCGGAACUCCCUGCCACUGAUUUUUUUUUAGGCAGGAGCCUUCACCCUGCUGCUAAGGUCAAACCUUUUAUAUUUUAUUAUUUUUAUUUAUUAUUAGAUUUAUAACCCAGCUUCCCCUCCAAGGAGCUCAAGACGGCAUGCCUGGUUCUCCUGCCCCGCCCCCCCAAUUUUAUCCCCAUUUGACAGCCUUAUGCUGAAAGCUUCCUUAGACACAGCGAGGCUUACUUCUGAGUAAAUGGUUGCCAUUAAUUUGAUUUUAGAAUGUAUUUCAAUUAAUUGAUUGUGAUUUUAUGUAAACUGUGUUAUUUUUACGGUUGUUAGCCGCUCUGAGCCCGGCUUUGGCUGGGGAGGGUGGGAUAUAAAUAAAAUUUUAUUAUUAUUAUUAAUUGUGGUAAUAAAUAAUGUCAGGGGAAAAUAAUAAGAAAGUGUGGUUAAGGGGAAGUACAGUGGUACCUCGGGUUAAAUACUUAAUUCGUUCUGGAGGUCUGUUCUUAACCUGAAACUGUUCUUAACCUGAAGCACCACUUUAGCUAAUGGGGCCUCCUGCUCCUGCUGUGCCGCCGGAACACAAUUUCUGUUCUCAUCCUGAAGCAAAGUUCUUAACUCGAGGUAAUAUUUCUGGGUUAGCAGAGUCUGUAACCUGAAGGGUAUGUAACCUGAAGCGUAUGUAACCGGAGGUACCACUGUAUAUUUCUGCUUCGAGACUUGCAUUCAUUUGUACACGCAGUCUAUUUCUUCCUUGCAUGUAUAUCUUUAUCCCCCCCUCAAAUAGUUUGGGGUGGUGUGUAUGUGGGUCUCCCCCUCCUCCUUUAAUCUCUGCAACAUUCCUUUGAGGCAGGGUGGGCAGAGAGGAGGCAGUGACUGGCCACAAAGAUCACACCCAGUGAUAUUUCGAAAGCAGGAUUCGAACACUGGUCCCUCCCAGGUCCAGUGGUUCUCAAAUGGUUUUGCGCAUGGCUUUUUAUAAGUGCUGCUGUGGGUUAAACCACAGAGCCUAGGACUUGCUGAUCAGAAGGUCGGCAGUUCGAAUCCCCGGGACGGGGUGAGCUCCCGUUGCUCGGUCCCUGCUCCUGCCAACGUAGCAGUUCGAAAGCACGUCAAAGUGCAAGUAGAUAAAUAGGUACUCUUCCAGUAGGAAGGUAAACGGCGUUUCCGUGCGCUGCUCUGGUUCGCCAGAAGCGGCUUAGUCCUGCUGGCCACAUGACCCAGAAGCUGUACGCCGGCUCCCUCAGCCAGUAAAGCGAGAUGAGCGCCGCAUCCCCAGAGUCGGUCACGACUGGACCUAAUGGUCAGGGGUCCCUUUACCUUUACCUUUAAGCCUCCCAGAGUGGCUGGGGAAACCCAGCCAGAUGGACAGGAUAUAAAUAAAUAAUAAAAUUAUUAUUAUUAUUUGCAUAAUGGGUAGAUAACUUUUCAAAAUGAUAGCAAGAGCAAGGCUUCUUAGUGUUGAUGAGGAGAUGAGAAUUUGCUUGUCUCAAAUUAGAGCGAAUAUAAAUGAGAUUACCUGGCAAAAGCAAGCUCACACCUCUCAUCGAGUUUGCAUGCAUACAUAUGUAAGAAGCUCGUGUAUAAUUAUAUUUUGUUCUUUUUUAAAAAAUAUAUACUUUAUUAGUUGAAUAUAAGAACAACAUACAAUCAAACACCUCCUGCCAACCUAGCAGUUCGAAAGCAUGUCAAAGUGCAAGUAGAUAAAUAUGUACCCCUCUGGCGGGAAGGUAAACGGCGUUUCCGUGCGCUGCUCUGGUUCGCCAGAAGCGGCUUAGUCAUGCUGGCCAUAUGACCCGAAAGCUGUACGCCGGCUCCCUCGGCCAGUAAAGCGAGAUGAGCGCUGCAACCCCAGAGUCGGCCACAACUGGACCUAAUGGUCAGGGGUCCCUUUACCCUUUACCUUACAAUCAAACACAAGCAAUCAAAUACAGUUUCCUCCUACCCCCCCCAAAAAAAACCCAGCCCCAACUACGUCCAUUAGUAAUAGAAUCAAAUAAAAAAAUAUUUCUACAGUUGCUGGUUUAAAAAAUAUCAUUCCACAUGUAUUUUGUUCUUAUAUAGCUGCAUUGUAUUAUGCUUUCUGGAUGUUGCACAAUAAUAUUAUAAAGCAGUUGUGUUCUGUGUGAUAAAUCAAGCACAGCUGGGACUUGUUUAUUCCCCCGUGUAUUCCUUAUCUGUUUAAAAAACACCUCUGCGAUUUUUAUUCUGAAAGUGUGGCUCAGAGAAAAAAGUUUGAGACCCCCGUCCUAGUCCAACGCUAACCACUAUACCUCCUUUUUUUAAAAAAAUACAUUUUUAUUAAUUUUAACAUACAAAUUAUAAAGCGUACCACACAAAUUAUUACAAAUACACUUUUUUGGGGACUUCCAUCAGCACCUCCGAUGAUCUUCCGUCUUAACCUCUUUUUAUGCAUUACUUAAUUUUAUAUUGUCAUUACCUCUCUUGACCUAUCAUCUCCCCUUUUCCAUUUUUACAAUAUUUCCUACAAUACUCCUCACAGAACUUCUUGCAAACCUGCAAACGUCGUCUGAUCAUCACAAAUACUUUUCAUAUAGUUCGUAAAUUUACUCCAGUCUUCAGUAAAUUUUUGGGCCACCAGUUUUGGAUCCUUCCUGUUAAUUUGUCUAAUUCUGCAUAAUCCCAUCAACUUCGUCCUCCAUUCUUCAAUCGUUGGCAAUUCUUCUUGCUUCCAUUUCUGGGCUAAUAGUAUUCUGGCUGCUGUUACUGCAUAUAAAAAAAGCUUACAUUCUUUUCUAUUUAUAUCACUUCCCACCAUUCCCAAUAGAAAUGCUUCUGGUUUCUUUGUAAAUGUAUAUUUCAACAUUUUUUUCAACUCGUUACAUAUCAUCUCCCAAAAACAUUUCACCUUUUUACAUUCCCACCACAUAUGAUAGAAUGUUCCCUCUUUUUCUUUACAUUUCCAACAUUGAUUGCUAGUUUUAUACAUUUUCGCUAACGUAACAGGAGUGAUAUACCAUCUAUACAUUUUCAUCACAUUUUCUUUUAAUGCAUUACAUGCAGUAAACUUUAAACCUUCUUUCCAUAAUUUCACCCAGUCACUCAGUUGUAUAUUAUAUCCUAACCACUAUACCUCCCACCCAUCGCCUCUCUCUUCCCCAGGACCGCAUGUCUGAGCCGGGGCCCCCCACGCAGACGGAGUACGCCCUGCGCCGGCGCUUGCCGCGCCGCCUCCCUCGCCGGCGCAGCGACAUCUACAUCAACAUGAAGACGGAUUUCAAGGCGCAGCUAAGCCGCUGCCAGAAGCUGCUUGCACCCGGCAGCGGCUGUCCUGAAAUCUGCAUCCACGGACUGGGGCUGGCCAUCAACCGCGCCAUCAACAUCGCCCUGCAGUUAGAGGCCACCGGCAGCGGGUCCCUGUGCCUGGCUGCCAACACGUCCACCGUGGAGCUGGCCGACGUGGCCGAGCCGGAAGGGGACAGCGACGAGCCGCUGGCCAGGACCCGGAACAACUCCGCCAUCCACAUCCGGGUCUGCCGCGUCUCCCCGGAGUAGCCGCCGGUCCAAACCUCAGUGUCCCUGGGUGAGGAAGAGAGUCUUUGCUUCCACGAAAUGCGUCGCUCGAAUCCCGGGGUCCUGUGUUAUGUAGGAGUGACUGGGGGAUCCCCGCCUUUCCAAACUGGUUUAGUCUUUGCUGGCUGGACUGGGCACGAGGUUUGCAGUUUCUCCGUGCACUGAACGCACAAUUCUCCAUUUCGUGUGACAAAACGCCAGCGCCGAAUUAGAGCCUCGUUUCUCCCCCUUUUCUGGCUAAAUUGGAACACUAUUCUCCAGGACAAAUGUUGCUGGCCUUGGCAGAGUGUGGACUUUUCUCUGUGGGAAUCGGAACCACCCUACAGCAAAAGAGGGACCUGCAGUGGACGUAGUCGGUUUUCCCCCCAGCCUGAAAACCAAAUUGUUACCUAAGUGGGGCGUGCAUUUUCACUUGUUCGCAAGAAAGAUCCUUAGAGGCCUGGCGUCGCAGGCUGACUUCCUUAAUGCUGUGACGUCUGCAGGGUGUUGCUUCCAAACGUUUCAGUGUGUAUGUGUGUCUUGUGGUGUUUUGGAGUGUAUUUUUUGCUUGGAUCUGGGGAAUAAACCCUUGUUUACCAGGAGGGAGAGAAGAGAGCCUUUUCUCAGUUUUUCAAGGGGCACUGGGCAAGGUAAGAUUGCAUUAUUUAGCAAAAUGUAGAGGCCUCAAUCGAAGCAGAAAGAUCGCUUGAGUGUUUUGCGUAAAAUGCUUAUAAGAACAGACAAACCCCCCAAAAUCAGCAAGAUUGAAAAACGGCAACAUCUGGUCCAGCACCAUGUUCUCACAGUAGCCAACCUGUGGGAAACCAGCCAGUAGGAUUCGAACACAAGACCAACAUUCUCCCCUCCUGUGAUUCCCAGUCCAGCAAACAGCAUUCAGAAGCAUCAGAGUAUAGCCAUUGUGGCUAGUAGCUGCUGAUAAUAGGGUUGCCAUACGCCUGGAAUUUCCUGGACAUAUCUGGAAUACUGUUUUCAGCAGAAGCAUCUGGGUGGAAAUUAGCCAAAUGUCUGGGAAAAUCCGGACGAUAUGGCAGCCUAUGACAGCAGUGCCGAUUUUGCUGAUUUCCCCUUAAAAUAGCUCAAAAACGGCAUUUUUGUGUGUGAUGUUGCCCAAAAGAGCUUUGGGCAAAACUAAAAAAAACCAAACCCUUUCUGUCCAGAUUUUCACUGUUUGAAAUACGGCAACCCUCCGCUGAUAGACCUCUCCUCCAUGAAUUUGCCCGGUACAAAUCGGUGGCCAUCACUGACGCCUGCAGAAAGGAGUUCUGUAGCUUUAACUACGUGCUACGGGAGGAAGGACUUCCCAUUAAUAAUAAUAAUAAUAAUAAUAAUAAUAAUAAUAAUAAUAAUUUAUUAUUUGUACCCCGCCCAUCUGGCUGGGUUUCCCCAGCCACUCUGAGCGGCUUCCAACAAAGAUGAAAAAUACAUUAAAAUGUCACACAUUAAAAACUUCCCUGAACAGGGCUGCCUUCAGAUGUCUUCUAAAAGUCAGGUAGUUGUUUAUCUCUUUGACAUCGGGGGGGGGGGGCGUUCCGCAGGGCGGGCGCCACCACCGAGAAGGCCCUCUGCAUGGUUCCCUGUAGCUUUGCUUCUCGCAAGGAGGAAACCGCCAGAAGGCUUCCAUGAGUUCUACUGUGACGAGAGGGGGAGGAAGACUUUUCUCUUUCCAAUUUCUCCAUGCCAAUUUCUCGAUGUUAUAAACUCCCAUCAUGUCGCCUCCUGCUCACCUCCUCUCUAAACUAAAAGGUCCCAAAUGGUGCAAUCUUUCCUCCAUAAGGUGCCUUUCCAUCCACUACAUCCAUCACAAUGGGGCUGAUAUGGAAGGUGUAUUCCCAAACCUCUGCUCUCAUGAGCCUGACUGAGCAGCAGGGGCUUUUCAUCCUCCCUCUGACUUGUGGUUACGGUUUUAUAAAAGAUUCUGUAGCGGCUUUGGCAUUUGGCAUUUUGCCUGUCCAUGGAGGCGCAGGUUAAUUCUGUGUCCAGGGCAGCUCUAUCUGGUACGCAGGAUGAGACCCUCCAGCCCACAGACUGUCUGGCCAGAGUAGCGCAUGCUCUGGUUAUCUCCCACUUGGACUACUGCAAUGCGCUCUACGUGGGGCUACCUUUGAAGGUGACCCAGAAACUACAACUGAUCCAGAAUGCGGCAGCUAGACUGGUGACUGGGAGACCAUAUAACACCAGUCCUGAAAGACCUCCAUUGGCUCCCAGUAUGUUUCUGAGCACAAUUCAAAGUGUUGGUGCUGAUCUUUAAAGCCCUAAACGGCCUCAAAGGCCCAGUAGAUCUGAAGGAGCGUCUCCACGCCCAUCCUUCAGCCCGGACACUGAGGUCCAGCUCCGAGGGCCUUCUGGCAGUUCCCUCAUUGCGAGAAGUGAGGUUACAGGGAACCAGACAGAGGGCCUUCUCAGUAGUGGCGCCCGCCCUGUGGAAAGCCCUCCCACCAGAUGUCAAGGCAAUAAACAACUAUUUUACUUUUAAAAGACAACUGAAGGCGGCCCUGUUUAGGGAAGUUUUUAAUGUUUGAUGCUGUAUUGUUUUUAAUAUUCGGUUGGAAGCCACUCAGAGUGGCUGGGGAAACCCAGCCAGAUGGGUGGGGUAUAAGUAAUAAAUUAUUAUUAUUAUUAUUAUUAAUAAAUUUUAUUUAUACCCCGCCCUCCCCAGCCAAGACCGGGCUCAAGGCGGCUAACAACCGAUAUAAGAACAAAUUGAUUGAAAUACAACUUAAAAACAAGAUUAAAAUACAACAUUAAAAUGCAGCCUCAUUUCAAUGGAAACAUUAUUAUUAUUAUUAUUAUUAUUAUUAUUGGUGUUGUUUCAGCUCCAUUCUGUCUGGAGAUAUUCUCUCUCUCUCUGUGCAGGGAGACCUCUUAAAGGUGGUGUGACAUCAGAUCUCCAUGCAAAUCAGCCUCGCCUCCCUCGACUUGAGCCCAGAGGUGGUUACGUAACCUCACAGACAACAAUGGCAGCUGGCACCCCUCCAGGGAGGUCCCGGUAAACAGUCUGUGCCGAUCUCUUGGUGAGGCGGCCGUGACAGGAAGGGCUUCUGGGAUGGAGUCCUCCUCAUUGUUUGCGUCCAGCGGGCCUCCAGGAAGAUCAACACAGCACAACGCACGGGCCAAAAACGAGGGUUUGUUGUCUUUAGCAAGCAGGUUGGAUCCUUGCCACCCAUAUUGACCUGUGCUUGAGGCUACAGCUGCGGAAAGGUUCAGCUUUAAAGAGAUGGGAACAUCGCUGAUUUUGUGUGUGUUAGGUGUUGCAGAGCCCCAUGGAGGCCUCAUUGCAACGUCCCUUUGUUUGGUUCCCCAACCCAGUGCCCUCCAGGAGCUUUGGGCCACAGCUUUGGGCUCAGGGAGUACAGCAGGGCUGCCUGGCGUUGUCUGUGCUCUGUAUCUUCUGACACCCAGCUCCUCUGGACAUCCACGAGAGGUAGAAAAAUGUUCCAUCCACUGUCUUUUAUCAUUGUUCCCCCUUACUCUCCUAUUCCUAUUAUGGCUCUCAGUGCGUUUUUGAGCACAAUUCAAAGUGACCUUUAAAGCCCUAAACGGCCUCGGCCCUGUAUACCUGAAGGAGCGUCUCCACCCCCAUCAUCCAGCCCAGACACUGAGAUCCAGCACCGAGGGCCUUCUGGCGGCUCCCUCGCCCUCCCACCAGAUGUCAAGGCAAAAAAACCUACAGUGGUACCUCUGGUUACAUACGCUUCAGGUUACAGACUCCACUAUAACCCAGAAAUAGUACCUCGGGUUAAGAACUUUGCUUCAGGAUGAGAACAGAAAUCGCAGUGCAACAGCAGCGGGAGGCCCCAUUAGCUAAAGUGGUGCUUCAGGUUAAGAACAGUUUCAGGUUAAGAAUGGACCUCCGGAACGAAUUAAGUAUGUAACCAAAGGUACCACUGUAUUUUACUCUUAAAAGACACCUGAAGGCGGCCCUGUUUACGGAACUUUUUAAUGUCUGACGCUGUAUUCUUUUUGAUAUUUGGAUGGAAGCCGCCCAGAGUGGCUGGGGAGACCCAGUCAGAUGGGUGGGGUAUAAAUAAUAAAUUAUUAUUAUUAUUAUUAUUAUUAUUAUUAUUAUUAUUAUUCUCCUGCCAACCUAGCAGUUCAAAAGCACGUCAGAGUGCAAGUAGAUAAAUAGGUACCACUCCAGCGGGAAGGUAAACGGCGUUUCCGUGCGCUGCUCUGGUUAGCCAGAAGCGGCUGUCAUGCUGGCCACGUUAUUAUUAUUAUUAUUCUCGAAACAUCCCCCCCCAACCUUCCUUUGUAGGGGAGUCUCCCCAUCUCUGCUUCAGCGAUCAGAAUUGCCCCUUCCAGCUAUAAAUAGCUGCAGAAAAUGGGCAGGGGGAGAGGGUAUCCUAUUUAUCCCCCCUGAUGUCAAGCGAUGGUGAAGUUGUGUUUGGUUACAAUGACGCUCCUUUCUUGUCUGCUAGCCUGGAUGUUCCUGAGUUGUCCAAAGGGCAAUGAAUUUUGCAAAAUGGGGGUUCUCCCAGUCACUGCUGUUCUUUUCUUGAUUUGGGGGGGCAAGAGAUCUAUCUUUGGAGCCCUCCAGCCUCCCCCCUUCAACCCAGAGAGAGUCUCUGCUGUCCUGUCGUCGCAGCUGUGUGUUGGGAGACGGCUUAUCGGGACCAGGUCGGAAAUAACUCUUUCCACCACCGCCUCGCUGGCAUUCUCACGCUGUUCAACAAGAGUCAGGGCGCCUGCGUUAACCCCGGACGCAAGCUGCUGAUAAGACAGGGCUGGCACCCCUGCGAGGCUGUGGGGCUCCCAGCUCUUGUCAUCCCCAGCGAGAUCCGGAGAGCACCAGGUUGGGGAACUCAGCUCUAGCCAAACACCUGAUUCCUUCUGCAGCUUCUUGCAAGAUGUGAAACCCAGACAUACACCGAAAACACUUUAUUUUAGACCGUAUCCGCAAUUCGUUCUCGAACUGGAUUCUGAACAUGAAGCUGCAUGUGGGAAGAUUCAGGAAAGAGAAAAUCAAGUCCUCCUC